Molecule: messenger RNA, 6183 nt
Organism: Onychomys torridus (southern grasshopper mouse)
Lineage: Eukaryota; Metazoa; Chordata; Mammalia; Rodentia; Cricetidae
Gene: Trpm6
Product: transient receptor potential cation channel subfamily M member 6
Exons: 39
Coding region: 1-6183 (2060 amino acids)
Biological process (GO): monoatomic cation transmembrane transport; protein tetramerization; protein phosphorylation
Cellular component (GO): apical plasma membrane
Molecular function (GO): protein serine/threonine kinase activity; ATP binding; monoatomic cation channel activity
Source: RefSeq, a predicted model, not a curated record
AUGAAGUUAGUAAACAAGGGCAGUGGAAUGUGUUCAGUUAGACUGUGUCGAUGCUGUGCCAUGUGUAAUGUAGAACAGGUGGAGCAAGUGGAGCAAGUCCCUUUCAUUGGAGAAGUUUUUGUGAGCUUUGGGAAGAAAUCUUGGAUUGAAGGGGUAUUCUGCAAGAGAGAAUGUAACAAAUUCAUACCCAGCUCAAAAGACCCUCACAGAUGCACUCAAGGCUGCCAAGUCUGCCAGAAUUUAGUCAGGUGUUACUGUGGCCGACUGAUUCAUGAACAUCAUGGGCUAGAUUAUGCCUGGAGCCUCUCAGCUGUUGAAGGCGGUGGAAAUGAACAAUGGUCUGUUGAGAAGCACACAGUGAAAAGCCCUACAGAUACCUUUGGCACCAUUAAUUUCCAAGAUGGAGAACAUAUCUACCACUCCAAGUACAUUAGAACUUCAUAUGAUACAAAAUCGGAUCACCUGUUGCAUUUAAUGUUGAAAGAAUGGAAUAUGGAGCUGCCAAAGCUUGUGAUCUCUGUCCAUGGGGGUAUCCAGAACUUCAAGAUGUCCUCUAACCUCAAAGAAGCCUUCAGCCAGGGUCUGGUCAAAGCUGCAGAGACCACAGGAGCAUGGAUAAUUACAGAAGGCAUAAACUCAGGAGUGUCCAAGCAUGUUGGCGAUGCCCUAAAAGCCCAUUCCUCUAAGUCUUUGAGGAAAAUCUGGACAGUUGGAAUCCUUCCUUGGGGUGUCAUUGAGAACCAGAGAGAACUAGUUGGAAAAGAUGUAGUGUGCAUGUACCAGACUCUGAGUAGUAACCCGCUCAGCAAGCUCACCACACUCAACUGCAUGCACUCUCACUUCAUCCUGUGUGAUGAUGGGACUGUGGGCAAGUACGGAAAUGAAGUGAAGCUCAGGCGGAACCUGGAGAAGCAUCUUUCGAUGCAGAAGAUACACAGCUGUUCAAGACAAGGUGUGCCUGUGGUGGGACUGGUGGUGGAAGGUGGCCCCAAUGUCAUCCUCUCAGUAUGGGAGACUGUCAAGAACAAGGAGCCUGUGGUGGUGUGCGAGGGUACAGGCAGAGCUGCUGACCUCUUGGCCUUCACCUACAAGCAUUUGGAGGAUGGAGGGAUGCUGCACCCUCAGGUGAAAGAAGAGAUCUUCCGUUUGAUUCAGAGCAUGUUCAACUUUAGCCUUAAACAGUCUAAGCACCUUUUUCAAAUUCUAAUGGAGUGCAUGAUACACAAGGAUUCUAUUACCAUAUUUGAUGCCGAUUCUGAGGAGCACCAAGACCUUGAUUUGGCAAUCCUCACGGUUUUGCUGAAGGGCACAAGCUUGUCAAUAUCAGAACAAUUAAAUCUGGCAAUGGCUUGGGACAGAAUGGACAUUGCCAAGAAACAUAUUCUAAUUUAUGGACAACAUUGGAAGCCCGAUGUUCUAGAACAAGCAAUGUUAGAUGCCUUAGUGAUGGAUCGGGUAGAUUUUGUGAAACUCUUGAUAGAGAAUGGAGUGAACCUGCACCGUUUCCUCACCAUCCCCCGCCUGGAAGAUCUCUAUAAUACAAAACAAGGACCAACUAAUAUGUUUUUGCGUCAUCUUGUCCAAGAUGUAAAACAGCAUACCCUUCUCUCGAGCUACAGGAUAACGCUCAUCGACAUCGGGCUGGUAAUAGAGUACCUCAUUGGUGGAGCCUACCGAAGCAGCUACACAAGGAAAAGUUUCAGAGUUCUCUACAACAAUCUCUACAGGAAAAACAAGCACCCCCUUCACCAGAGACAUUCCUUGGGAAGCAGAAAAGAGUCUUCAGAAAGCACACUGCAUUCCCAGUUCUUUAGGACUGCCCAGCCCUACAAAUCCAAGGACAAGCCUGGAGACUCACACAAGUCAAAGAAGAAAUCAAAGGAAAUACACAGCCUAUCCGAGGACCCCGAGUCUGCUGGCUUUCUCUACCCGUACAAUGACUUGCUGGUGUGGGCUGUACUAAUGAAGAGGCAGAAGAUGGCCAUGUUCUUCUGGCAGCAUGGAGCAGAGACCACAGUCAAGGCAGUCAUUGCUAGCAUUCUCUAUAGAGCCAUGGCCCGGGAAGCUAAGGAAAGCAACAUGGUGGAUGACACCUCAGAGGAACUGAAAAAUUACUCAGAGCAGUUUGGCCAGCUUGCCCUGGAUGUGUUGGAGAAGGCCUUCAAGCAGAACGAGCCGAUGGCCAUGAAGCUGUUGACCUAUGAACUCAAGAACUGGAGUAAUUCCACCUGCUUGAAACUGGCGGUGUCUGGAGGACUGCGCCCUUUUGUGUCACAUUCUUGUACCCAAAUGCUGCUGACAGACAUGUGGAUGGGACGUCUGAAAAUGAGGAAGAACUCCUGGCUGAAGAUAAUCAUCAGUAUCCUUUUACCACCCAUGAUUCUGACAUUGGAAUUUAAAAGCAAAGCUGAGAUGUCCCAUGUCCCACAAUCCCAGGAUUUCCAGUUUACAUGGAAUUACAGUGACCAGAGCCUCAGUAACACCAAAGAAAAUGCUUGUGUGAAAAACUAUGAUUUGGAAAGAGGCCCUGAUGAGAAACUGGAUGAAAAUCUGCACUUGGACUUAAGAAAUGGGCCACAGAGCCUCCCCUGGACAAGGAGAGUCUACGAGUUCUACAGCGCUCCCUUUGUCAAGUUUUGGUUUUACACGAUGGCUUACUUGGCAUUCCUCAUGCUGUUCACUUACACAGUGUUGGUGGAGAUGCAGCCUGAACCCAGCGUGCAAGAGUGGCUUGUCAUCAUUUACAUCUUCACCAAUGCCAUUGAGAAGGUCAGGGAGAUAUGCAUUUCAGAACCAAGCAAGUUUACUCAAAAGGUGAAGAUGUGGCUGAGUGAAUACUGGAACCUCAUAGAAACUGUGGCUAUUGGCCUCUUUUCCAUUGGUUUUGGCCUACGGUGGGGACACCCCCCUUUGCAUACUGCAGGAAGACUCAUCUAUUGCAUAGACAUCAUAUUCUGGUUCUCUCGGCUCAUGGACUUCUUUGCUGUGAAUCAACAUGCAGGUCCGUAUGUGACCAUGAUUGCAAAAAUGGCAGCAAACAUGUUCUACAUUGUGAUCAUGAUGGCCAUUGUCCUGCUGAGCUUUGGUGUGGCUCGAAAAGCCAUCCUCUCACCCAACGAGCCUCCUUCGUGGCGCCUGGCUCGAGAUAUUGUAUUUGAGCCAUAUUGGAUGAUGUAUGGAGAAGUCUAUGCUUCAGAGAUAGAUGUUUGUGAAGGUGAAACUUCUUGCCCUCCGGGUUCUUUCCUAACUCCAUUCCUGCAAGCUGUCUACCUCUUUGUUCAGUACAUCAUCAUGGUGAACCUGCUGAUUGCCUGCUUCAACAACAUUUACUUAGAUAUAAAAUCCAUCUCGAAUAAGCUCUGGAAAUACAACCGCUAUCGCUACAUCAUGACCUACAACCAGAAGCCCUGGCUGCCUCCACCCUUCAUCCUGCUGAAUCACGUGUGCCUGCUCCUCCAAGGUCUCUGCUGUCGCCCAGCGCCACAGGACCAGGAAGAGGGUGAUGUAGGACUAAAGCUCUACCUUACUGAGGAGGACUUGAAAAAGCUUCAUGACUUUGAGGAGAAGUGUGUGGAAAAAUAUUUCCAUGAGAAGACGAAAGGUCUGAAUUGUAGUUUUGAGGAACAGAUCCGAGUGACAUCAGAAAGGGUUUCAGAGAUGUUCUUCCAACUGAAAGAAAUGAAUGACAAAGUAUCUUUUAUAAAAGACUCCCUACUGUCCUUGGAUAGCCAGGUGGGACACCUCCAGGAUCUCUCUGCCCUGACUGUUGACACCCUAAAGGUCCUUUCAGCUGUUGACACAUUGCAAGAAGAUGAGGUUCGUCUGGCCAACAGAAAGAAUUCUACUUGUAGAAAACGUCCCCACAGCUGGACCAAUGUUAUCUGUGCAAAUGUUCUAAGCAGCAUGGAGGGCUAUGAAAAGAAGAAAUUUCAGUACUAUAGCAUGCCCCCUUCUUUGCUGCGGAGUCUUGCUAGAAGCCAGCUUCCCCCAAGAGGGCAGAAUGGUGCCCUCUUAGAGAUUACACACAGUAAGAGAGAGGCCUCACCUGUAGGAGAAGAACAGGAGGAACAAGAAAUUGAAUCAAGGACAAUUGCUUCUAGUGUGCCUCAUGUCAGACAAGCACAUUCUAAGUAUGGCCAGUUUCUCCUGGUCCCGUCUUCUGAAAAGCAAGUUCCUUUGUCUUUAGAAAAACCCCCACAUAUUUUCAGAUCAUCUGAGGAGGCCCACAUAGAUGGCCUGGCACUGGAACAUGUAUGCCAACAUGAUAUCACCAUCCAUCUGCCUGUGCAGACCCCUGCUGCCUCCCACCAAGCGUUGGUAGCUGGACACAAGGAACAGCAUGAGGCAGUCACACAGAUGUCAGACAAAUAUGACAAGGCAGAAGAAGAUCCAUUCACGCUUAGUGGCAUGUCUGCUCCCAUGACAAUGACUUCUCUUCCUUCCCAAGCCAUUAGCAUGCAAGCUGAAGGUGGAUAUGUGAAUUGGGCAUUUUCAGAAGGUGAUGAAACCAGUGUGUUUAGUUUCAAGAAAAAGUGGAAAACUUGCUUGCCUUCCACUAGCAGCAGUGACUCCAUUCCAGGCAGAGAAUGCCCCCUGAAGAGAGGAGGCAGGUCCAGACUGGAUAACUCAAGAAGACUGGCCCAGAGUAGUGAGCACUCAGUGGUGGCAGGACCAUGGACCCAGCCAAGAAGAUCUUUUUGGAUCAAUCCUCUCUGUAGAGACAGACCUCUCAUUAGGAGUCGUAGUUUUAGGUUCCACAAGGAGGAGAAACUGAGGAAGAUCUGGAAGAACAGCAACCAUUCAAGAUCCUCAGAGACAGGGUCAACAUGGAUCAAAGCAAAACUUCUCACCAAGAACAGGAGCCUGUCCAAGAAGACAAGGACUCAGGGUCUCCAGGUGCCAGUGAUAACAAUCAAUGCCUGCUAUCAAAGUGACCAUUUGAAUUCGGAGCCAGGAGAAACAAGCACUGCUAAGGAAUACAGCAACAACUGGCUCACUGUGUCCAACUUCAGCCAGAUAAGUUUAGAACCUUAUAUAUAUCAGAAAAUGAAAAUGAAGGAAAUUGAGCCACAUACCACACGAGCCAGGAACUACCUAAAGCAGUCUCAAGAGGACCCAGAUGAAAACCCUUCAUGGAGUCCCAGGAGUACCAACCUCAACAGGAGUUUUCUAAAAAGAAACUCAAGUGAAGUUGACAAGAUCUCAGCCUCCUUAAAAAGCCCUCAAGAGUCUCACCACCAUUAUUCAGCCAUCGAAAGGAAUAAUUUAAUGAGGCUUUCUCAGACCAUACCAUUUACACCAAUCCAGCUGUUUGCAGGAGAAGAAGUGACCAUCUACAAACUUGAAGAGAGUUCCCCUCUGACUCUCGAUAAGAGCAUGUCUUCUUGGUCCCAGCAUGGGAGAGCUGCCAUGAUCCAGGUGCUGUCACAGGAGGAAAUGGAUGGGGGCCUCCGCAAAGCCAUGCGAGUCAUCAGCACCUGGUCUGAGGAUGAAGUUCUCAAGCCUGGGCAGGUUUUCAUUGUGAAGUCCUUCCUCCCAGAGGUUGUACAGACAUGGUAUAAAAUCUUUCAGGAGAGCACUGUGCUUCAUCUUUGCCUUAGGGAAAUUCAACAGCAAAGAGCUGCCCAAAAACUCAUCUAUACCUUCAACCAAGUCAAACCACAAACGAUUCCCUACACACCAAAGUUUCUGGAGGUUUUCUUGAUCUACUGCCAUUCAGCUAACCAAUGGUUAACCAUUGAGAAGUACAUGACAGGGGAGUUCCGGAAAUACAACAACAACAAUGGCGAUGAAAUCGCCCCCACCAACACUCUGGAAGAGCUUAUGUUGGCUUUCUCUCACUGGACGUAUGAGUAUACCCGGGGAGAACUGCUGGUUUUAGAUUUGCAAGGUGUUGGAGAAAAUCUGACAGAUCCUUCUGUUAUAAAACCUGAAGACAAACAAUCAAGAGGGAUGGUGUUUGGACCGGCCAACUUAGGGGAGGAUGCAAUUAGAAACUUCAUUGCAAAACAUCGCUGCAACUUGUGCUGCAGGAGACUCAGGCUGCCCGAUUUAAAAAGAAAUGAUUAUUCUCUUGCAAGGGAACAUUGCAACUCAGGACUUGAGAAAAACACUGAACCAGCUGAGGGGCUUCCAACAAGAGACAGAAAUAGAAAUUCCAUAGAAGAUCACACACGCCUAUAA